CUGAGAAACCGAGCCUCAACUAUGAACUUCCCAACAACGCUCCAAAGACAAAGUUUGUCUAAGGAAUAUCCAGAGCCACAGGCUUCCAAUAUGAGGUAUCCGGCCAGCGUACCGUCACCGCAGCCACAAGCAUAUGCCUCUGGCUAUGGGAAUUUUGGCGAUGCCACACAAUUCAAUGCCUCACGACAAGCAAUUCACCAACAACAUUACUCAGCUGAGCAGUUACAGUAUCACCAACAACAACAACAACAACAACAUCUUCAUUAUAAUAACACUUUCAACAGUAGGCUAAUUGGUGAUGGCCCCAAUCAUAAUGUGUCCAGUGGACCAGUUUCGAGUAUUUACAGUAAUCGUGCACGAUACUUUCCCUAUCCGCAUAGUCUGCCGCAGCAUUCAUUGCGUGGCAUGUAUACACCUGCUGGCCAGCAGUUGAUACCAUCCAGCGUUUUGCAUUAUCCGCCCCGCAGUGAGGCCUAUCAACCAAACGCCCUGGCAUUGCAACAGCAGCGUGCUGUAUUGACACAACCAUAUGCGUCGGCGCCACACACCCAACCGCAACUGCAACCACAUUUACGGCAACAGCAGCAACCGUCACCGCAAGCACAAUUGUCGCAUCAUCAAACCGCAUUUGGGGGCAAUGAAUCACAAAUGCGGCAUUACGCUGACGCCCUCAAUACAACACAGCCAACAUACAGGCAAGCAACGAGUGAAACGCCGCAUUUGUUGAUGCAUUUAAAUAGUAGCAGGUCUCCACCUGCAACUCCAAUCCAAUCUCCAUCGUCUCCAGCUGCCACGCAGAUCGCUCGAAACGUGUCUCGGCCUCCGUCAGCUGAUUGCAAUACUUAUUCACAGUUAAAACAUCACUACCGGGAGUCGCUCAGUUCGCCUACUCGCGCCCACACAUUAUCCAACGAUGAAUUGCUUACAGCAAAUAUGUCAAAAUCUCAACAGAGCGCACCACAAGCUCAGCGAUUGCCUGGAUUGCAAAUACAAUCUGCUUCAUGCACUUCUUCCGAGUUGCCAACAGUGAGUGAAGACGCACAAGAUAGCCCACGAGAUUGUCAUGAGGAAAAACAUCUUCAAGCUGGUACGUCUCUUGCACUCAGCAAUAGUAACGGUGCAUUCACACCGCGACAAACGGCGAGUAGCGAAUGCUUGACCACUUCACCGCCAUUAAUAAGCGCCACCGGCACGGAUAGUGGUAUCAGCAUCAGCAGCUGUAGCACUCGCGCCCGCAGCGAUAGCACACAAAGUACACCAGUUUACAACGGUGAAUACCCAAUGUCGGUGGGCUCAUCCUCGGGAGUGUCAUACCAAUGCGCGGAUAUAAAGGAUUUCGAAGAUUUCGGCAGAGAAAAAGAAGAGAUUACAGCUUGUGCGCCUCUCAACGAAAAUGAAUUUUUAAAAUGCAAUCAGGAAAUCGUUGAAAGUGAUAUUAAUGUGGGACAUACAGUGCCUGGUAGGAUAAAUGAGAAAAACUCAGCCAAUACGAAAGAACCAGACAUAGACCGAAAGUUCUUUAAUGAGGAAACGAAGCAAUGUGAUGACAAAGCAGAGGAAACAGACAAAUCGAUUAAACUUUCGGUAUCGGCUAAAUCGUUACAAAUUGAUUCAACAGAAACUAAAAAUAAUGCAGAGGAGCCCCCAGAUGCCACUCGCACAAAAGAAUCCCUUCAUGAGUUAGCUUCAAAUGCACAAGAGGGAAUUUCCAGAAAUAUAGAAAUUAAAAGUGAACCUAAAGAAGGUCAGGAACAGCCUCCCCAUCAACAGCAAACUCAUAAGCACCACCUGGAAAGUGUUCACGCUGUGGGAGAAAUUGUUGAAGGCAUCGCUUCCAGUAAUAAUAACAAACGCGCCCCGCCACCGACCACACCACAAAGUCAACCACAUUUGGAGCCUACUGCGUUGCAAGAACAAGAACUACCGUCUCCGCCCGUGCCACCAGCUCCACCGCAAAAUUCACCAAUCGAUUAUUGUCGAACAACCAGCAUCGCAAACAUGAAUCCAUAUGCCUAUGUGCCACCACCAACGACACAAUUAAAAGCACCGACGUCAGCGGCUGCUGCAGCGGCAGCGGCUGCAGUUGCGGCGGCGGCGGCAGCAGCUGCUGCGUCAAUACGCACGAACAAAAAUCGCAUUAUGGAAUGUGACCUAAUACCAAGCAGAAAAUCGAAACGGAAAUUGAACCCCAUUUCGGGAAAGUGGCAAAAGGAUAAUAUGGGUGGCGAAGCGAGCGACAGUACGAAGGAGAAGAGGGAUAUGACUCCGCUGCCCGGCUUCCAACAAGCCUUUGGCUCCACUGAAAUCGGUCGUUUUUUCGAGACAUUUUUACUGAGUCCGCCGGACUGCCACAGCUUCACUGACAACUACGAGCCUCUAGAUGUCGAGGAACCAUGGCAGCAAGCUCAUCAACAUCAACAACAGCAGCAAUACCAGCUACAAAUUAAACAGGAACAGGAACAACACGAACUUAAUCAGUUACAACAAUACAAGCAGCAGCAGCAACAACAACAACAGCAACAAUAUGCACAACAAGACUAUAUUAAUCGGAGAUAUGCAGAAAAUAACAAUUACCAAUCACUACAUCAACGACUGUAUCCACACUACCCACAUCCACCACUACAUCCCGCACACCCGUACCACCGAGGCCAGUCAUACCCAUACCCCAUUAGUGCUAACAGUAACCACCGCGAUAUGUGGAUGUACGGCCGCAACGCCCUCAAUCCUUAUGUGAUGCCUUUCGAAUAUGGUGCUGCCAGAUCGGCUAGCAGCUCGCCCUCGUCGCCUUAUCAAAUGCCUUUGAAUUUGCGAUCAGGUUACGGCUCCGCAUACGAUGGGAGAGGUUACACCUAUGGGCGUAUGAACGGUACUUACAGUGGCAUACGUUGUAAUGGCUAUUGAAAUAAGUUUGUACAAUAGGUUUUAUGUGAGGAAAAUAACCGUUAAACAUAAUUACAAAGAAAUUUUCAAAAACAUUAAUAAUUUAUAGAGUCAAGUGAUAAGUUAGUUCUUCAUGCAUAUGUACAUAUAUAUGUAUAUAGGAUCAUUGGUAUGAUCAGGUGAAAAGUUAAUACAAAUAUGUGCCUUUUCGGACAAAAUUCUGGAACGUCGUCUUCAGUUCAAAAUAACAGUAUGCAAACAAUUUGAUCAAAAUUAGUAUAAAAUUAAAGUGAAGUGUAUAUAUGUAUGUGGAGAUAUAACACGAGAAUGCAAUGAAUGAAAUUGCUUUUAAUCGCUAAAGGAUACAAAAAUAUCAAAAUAAAGCAAAAUUAAAAAAGUACAACUGAGAAAAAAUACUCGUAAAAAAAUUAAAUGUAAAAAAAUUGCGAAAUUGAUUUAAACGAGUGCAAGCAUUUUUCAAUAAACCUCAAAAAAACGAGAGGAGAGAAUAUUGAUGCUUAUGUAUAACAUUUUUUCGAUAUAGUUUUCAUUUUUUUAUGACACUUUUCCCGGUCUAAGUUGAUAAACUGGAAAACUAUGCUAUUUAUGCAUAGAAAGCGAAGCGAAAAAGCAAAUGUCAAAUAGUAUUUGACGAGUGAAAAGGUUUAGUUUCUUUGAAGGUUUAGUUGGUUUUAGUCAUCGUAAAGGAAGAGUAGAGAAACUAUCAACUGAUAAGAAGCAAACAAAGGCAUACCUGAGCGGUAUCCGUGGAGAAAUGUCAAGGGGAGUCUGAGGUUGAAUUUCUAUAGACAUGCAAGAUGACACAUUUUUGAUAGAAAAUGGUUGCACUUUGUUUUUUUUUUUUUUUUUAAAGGAAAGUUGUCCCAAAAUUAUUGGUUAUAUAUAAAACUUUAUAACUUUAACAUUAUAUUAUGCGAUGGUUUUAGUUAACGCCACAACAACUUCACCAAAGUCACAGACAUGUGUUGUAUAUUUAUAAACCAAAAAACAAUUAAACAUCACACUACAUAUAAGUAAGCAUUAGGAGUAAAACUGAAUAAAAAGAAACUUUGUCUGCAGCACUUGCAUUAAAAACACGAGGAAACUGGAGCAGAAGUCAAAAGAAACAAAUUCCAAUAGGCAAAAAAAUAAAUAAUAAAUUUUUAACUUAAGUGAAAACAAUAAAAAAAAACUCGUAUGAUCAUGAAUGUGCCAUUUAAAUAUUUAAUUAUCGAAUAAUAUUAUACUCCAACUUCUCUAGACAAUUGAAAGUAGUCAAAUUUAUGUGAAUUAAGUGUAAAUGCAGAACAUGAAGUUUCAUGUGAAAAACAUGCGCUUGCAUGCAAAACAUUUGUCUGUACAUGCAUGACAAGCGGCAAAUUUAAAACGAAAAUUGUUACAAAGAAAGAAUUUAUAUAUGUAUAUACAUAUAUAUAAAUGCAUAUAUGUAUAUAUGUAUGAGUGUAUUUAUUUGAGUUUAUUACUUUUUGUAAUAUUAAUUGCAUAAGAUUUAAACGAAUUUUUUUAAAUAUAAAUAUAUUUUUAACUUAUCUACUUACUCACA
This is a messenger RNA of Bactrocera dorsalis (oriental fruit fly), 4444 nucleotides long. RefSeq lists its product as uncharacterized. The record is from RefSeq and is a predicted model, not a curated record. The transcript is spliced from 4 exons. Lineage: Eukaryota; Metazoa; Arthropoda; Insecta; Diptera; Tephritidae. The annotation marks the transcript as partial.